Limulus polyphemus (Atlantic horseshoe crab) is the source of this 1215-nucleotide messenger RNA. RefSeq names its product DNA-binding transcriptional regulator BolA-like. Gene Ontology annotation, cellular component: mitochondrion. The coding region runs from base 299 to 757 and encodes 152 amino acids. The transcript is spliced from 7 exons. The record is from RefSeq and is a predicted model, not a curated record. NCBI's taxonomy places the organism in Eukaryota, Metazoa, Arthropoda, Merostomata, Xiphosura, Limulidae.
AUCAAGUAAUUGAAUAGACGCCAUAACUCUCACUAGUGACACUGAAUGAUUACUUGGUAUGAACUAACUGUAUCACUGAUUCUUGUAUUUAUAUUGUUCUCGUUUUCUGGUUACUACAAGAAAUUUCAAGAUAAUCAACUUUUAUGAACGUUUUAGAAUUGUGUCGUACGUCUUCUAGCAAACAAAUAUCUGAAAUAAAAUAUUAAAAAUAUUGCUUACAAAAUUGUUUUAUAACCUCACCUGGUAAAGGUUUUAUCCCCCUACCACCAUAGACAGAAGCGUAACGUUUUGUGACUGUAUGACACGAGUGAGCUGUUGUAAAAUGAAUAAUACUCGCAUUAUUUUCAGACAGUUUCAACAAGAUCUGCAGUUCUGCUUAAAAAGGAAAACUUAUCAGUCCAUCAAGAAAAGAGUGCUCAGUUCAGUCACUGCACCUGAGGAAGAACUGAUUAAGAAGUCUAUUAAAGAAAAAUUGCUAAAACAUUUUUGGCCUGUUUAUCUAGACGUCACCAAUGAAAGUAGUAAACACAACGUACCCAAAGGUUCAGAAACUCACUUUAGAGUCUGCAUUGUAUCGCAUCAAUUUGAUGAACAGUCACUUGUGCAGAGACACAGACAUGUGAACCAAGUUCUGCAAGAUGAAUUAAAAGGUCCUGUUCAUGCUCUAGCUAUCGAGACAUUUACACCUUCUCAGUGGGAAUCUAAUGAAAUAAGGAGAAAUAAGUCACCACCAUGUAGAGGUGGAAAGAGCAAAUAGGUGGUUUUUACCAAGAUACAACCUACUGGUUAGUUGUGAAAUCAAAACACACAAGAUUAUAUAGUUGGAGAAAAAAGAACAUUCAAAAACUUUUAUUUUCAGUGAAUGUUGUUGUUGUUUUUUAAAUUGAUAACAGGUGAAAAGUUUCUAUGCAGAAUUGACAAAAUUAGCAUAAAUAUUAAUGUCAUAUAUUUGUUUAAUAUGUGUAGUAAAAUUGUUUAGCAUUUAUAAAAAUAUAUAUAAAUUAUUGCAUUUGUAUUUCUACCAGUAACACAACAACUGCUUAUUAAGUAGUUGUAUUUGUCAGUCUUUGGAAUUUCCAGUAUCUUGCAAUAAAUUUAUGGUCUUAAUUGUAUUUCUGGGUUUGACAUCCACAUCUUCAGUAAGAUGUACAAGUUUUUUCCCCCCCUUCUUCACUGUAUUCCUGCCAAAGAAAUUAAUAAAAAGCUACCUUUGAA